Molecule: messenger RNA, 1923 nt
Organism: Lodderomyces theae
Lineage: Eukaryota; Fungi; Ascomycota; Pichiomycetes; Serinales; Debaryomycetaceae
Gene: PTR2
Product: Ptr2p
Exons: 1
Coding region: 1-1923 (640 amino acids)
Biological process (GO): transmembrane transport; oligopeptide transport
Cellular component (GO): membrane
Molecular function (GO): dipeptide transmembrane transporter activity
Source: RefSeq, a predicted model, not a curated record
AUGUCGUCAGAUAGAACUUCCACUUCUUCUGCUGAUCAUGUUGACCAUGAGAAAGCAGCACGCUUGGAUGUGGUCACCAAUGAACAAUCACUUGUCGAUGACGACGAAUACGACUACGAUGAUCCCAAAAACUACAGUACCAACUACGUUGAUGAGUACAAUCCAAGAGGGUUGAGAGUUCCAACCAAAUCGGAAGAGGAAACUUUGAGAAGAGUCAUUGGUAAGAUCAACUACGCCAUCUUUCUCAUUUGUGUUGUUGAGUUUGCAGAAAGAGCCUCAUACUACUCCGUUACUGGUAUUUUGACAAACUUUAUCCAGAGACCAUUGCCAGAGAACUCGCCACAUGGAUGGGGUGCUCCGCAAUCUGACGAUGGAAGUGAAAGUGCUGGUGCUUUGAACAGAGGGUUACAAGCUGCAAGUGCUUUGACAAACUUGGUUACAUUCUUGGCUUACGUCGUGCCUUUGUUUGGUGGUUAUUUGGCCGAUACCACUUGGGGUAGGUGGAAAACCAUUCAGUGGGGUGUUGUGUUUGGUGGUAUUUCUCACGUUUUGUUUAUUGUCUCUGCAGCUCCAAGUGUUAUUGCUAAUGGAAAAGCUGGUUUGGCGCUUUGUAUUCUUGCCAUCUUUACUUUGGCUUUUGGUUCCGGAUUUAUCAAGCCUAACCUUUUGCCAUUGAUGUUGGAUCAGUACCCGGAGUCUGGAAACAGGGUCAAGGUUUUGAAAAGCGGGGAAAAAGUUCUUGUUGACAGGGAAAAGACCUUGGAUAGUGUCACCUUGAUAUUCUACUGGGCAAUCAACAUCGGAGCAUUUUUUCAACUAGCAACAUCCUACUGUGAAAGACGUGUUGGAUUUUGGCUUGCAUUUUUUGUGCCUUUGGUACUUUAUCUUUUCAUGCCAAUUGCAUUUUGGCUUGUUAAACCAAGAUUGGUUUUUGAAAAACCAAGUGGUUCAAUUAUUGGAUUCGUUCUCAAGAUCCUUGUUGUAUCCUUCUCGGGUAACUUUGUCAAGCGUAUAUUCAACGGUACAUUUUGGGAAUAUGCAAAGCCAUCAGCCAUGAGAGCAAGAGGCCGCGAAUACUUCAACACCAAGAAACAAACUCCUAUCAACUGGACUGAUCAACAUGUUCUUGACGUCAAGCAAACUUUUGAUGCUUGUAAGUUGUUCUUUUACUACAUCUUUUUCAAUUUGGCCGAUAAUGGAUUAGGUUCAGUGGAAACGUCAUUGGCAGGAGCAAUGAAUUUGAAUGGUGUUCCAAAUGAUUUGUUCAACAACUUUAACCCACUUGCCAUCAUUGUUGUCAUUCCAAUCUUGGAUUAUAUCAUCUACCCACUUUUGAGAAAGUAUAGAAUCAAUUUCAGACCAAUCCACAGAGUCUUUUUGGGUUUUGUCAUUGCAGCCAUGUCUCAAGUUGCCGGUGCUGUUUUGCAACACCGUGUCUACCAAACUUCUCCAUGUGGUAAUCACUCAACCAACUGUCCAGACCCAUCCCCAAUCAGUGCUUGGCAAGCUUCAUCCGUCUACAUCUUGUCUGGUACAUCUGAAUGUUUUGCCAUGACCACAAUCUAUGCACUUGCUUAUACUAGAGCCGCACCUUCGAUGAAGGGACUUACCUCGGCCUUGUUCUUGUUGACGUCGGCAAUCAGUGCUGCAAUCAGUUUGGCAGUUACCCCUGCAUUGCAAGACCCAUACUUGGUCAUUGUGUUUGCUGUUAUUGGUGGAGUUGCAUUCUUGGCUGGGUUAGUCGUUCUCGUCCAAUUCUUCAAUUUGCACAAGACUAUGGAAGAAGAAGAAAAGGAGAGAAUUGCCUUGGGGGGCUCGGUUGUUCCUGAAAAAAUCACACCAAGUGGUGAAGCGUUGGCACCAGUUAGCAGUGUCCACUCUAGGUAUCCUUUGGAUGCAGUUAGAUCUCUUCAAUCUAGAUAA